GUUCCAUAAGUCUCAUUAACUGAUAAAUUGAGGGCAAGUCUAAGAGCUUAUGCUCUCCUCAAGACGAAAAGAGGAUUAGAUAGAGAGUAAAAUAUCGAUGAGCUCGGUAGAGAAAGUGGUGGCCGUAGAUGACGGAGAGUGGCGACAGCCGCGGUUGGGGCUGAAACAAGGGAGUGUGUUCCCAAAAGAGAGGAAGCUGGUGAAGUCAAUGAUUAUGAAGACUCUCUUUUUAUCUCGAUCUCCUUUAAAGUCCAAGCAGAUAGUAGAGCUUCCGAGGAACAAGCGCGUGCAGCCCACGCUCCGGUAGCCUUCAAAUGAUUUUUGGGGGUAAUAAUUAUGGGUCUUUCCGUACUGAAGACAGAUCAUGUUAAACAUGUCUCCCGAAUGAUCUCUCUUUCUUGGAAAGAGUUUGUACUAUAUACGAUGUUUUUUUUUUUUUUUUUCGUUUUGUCUAAGUAAAUCCGAUGUGUUUGUGUUACUAAGUUGAAUAGUUUCUUUGUCUUGAUUCCUCGCGUUUAGUGUUAAUAUAAGAUUUCUUAUAAUUUACUGCGAUUAAUGUAUAAUGCAUGAUCUCUAUAUUGUUUU
Arabidopsis lyrata subsp. lyrata is the source of this 585-nucleotide messenger RNA. RefSeq lists its product as uncharacterized. The transcript is spliced from 2 exons. The coding region runs from base 98 to 307 and encodes 69 amino acids. The record is from RefSeq and is a predicted model, not a curated record. Lineage: Eukaryota; Viridiplantae; Streptophyta; Magnoliopsida; Brassicales; Brassicaceae.